Molecule: messenger RNA, 1248 nt
Organism: Talaromyces proteolyticus
Lineage: Eukaryota; Fungi; Ascomycota; Eurotiomycetes; Eurotiales; Trichocomaceae
Exons: 3
Coding region: 1-1248 (415 amino acids)
Source: RefSeq, a predicted model, not a curated record
AUGUCUGAUGAUGAAGCCGACCCCGAGCUCCUAGAGCUCCUCCGCCAGUCCCUCGGUCUAGGCAAGAAGAACGGCCCGCCGCCAGCACCAGAAACCAAAGUGCUGCAAAACGCGCGCUUCAUCUUUGACAACGCGAUUGACGUAGCCCUAGAUCCGCGCAGCACAAAGGCCGCCGCGCGGACGAUAUGGCAGCAAAUGCAGGAGAAACAUUACUCGACCAAGUCGUGGUCGGCGCAUGAGCUGCAUCCAAAGUCAAAAGAUGAGGGCACGGUGGAUUUCAUCUUGACGAUGGAUCUGCUUAAUUUCAGUUUCUGGUCGGACGAGACAGACGAGAGUAAGAGGUUUGCCAUUGAGUAUCGCGGGCAGAAAUGGACUGGGUACUGGAGUUUAGUAGCUGCUUUGCAAAGGGCGUUGGACGAGGAUAUACCCAUCACAAGCCCCGAUUUCUGGCUCGAUGAGGAUGCCUUGACAGAAGACGUCCUGAGACACGUCUUCCGGUCUGCCACAGACGAACAAAUCCCUCUGUUCGAGGAGAGACUAGAAUGUCUCCGCGAAGCUGGGCGGGUGCUUGACGAGAAAUUCGACGGCAGUUUCAUCAACUGCAUCUACGACGCUAAUCAAUCUGCUGCCGCAUUGGUAAAUCUGCUAGCCGAGAAUUUUGCUUGCUUCCGCGACGAGGCAUUGUUUGAUGGGCGCAAAGUACGCUUUUACAAGCGUGCACAGAUCCUGGUAGCUGAUUUAUGGGCUUCUUUUGAGGGGGAGUCGUUCGGCGAGUUUCACGAUAUUGAGAAUAUUACCAUGUUUGCCGACUACCGCAUUCCCCAGAUCCUCAACCAACUGGGCUGUCUUCUCUACUCGCCCCCUCUUGAAAGCCAGAUUCGACGACUGCAGCCUAUCGAAGGAGGCUCAACCCGCGAGAUUGAGAUCCGCGGUGCCAGUAUCUGGUGCGUUGAACUGAUCAGACAAGAAAUCAAUCGUCUGCAUUCAGAAUCACAGACAGCCACCAAUUCCUCACGGCACUCGCUUGACAUCGACCGCAACGGCCAACAAAUCAGCAAUCUCGAAGCAAAGACAGCAGCUAUGACAAUAUCAGACGGCAAAACUCAGGAUGAGAAUGAGAAUGGGAAUGGGAACUCACGGGUGAAUGCCAUUCUCAUUGAUUUUUUCCUCUAUGAUACGAUGAAAGAAUUAGAGAGGGAUGGUCGCGAGACUAUUCCCCACCAUCGAACGAGGAGUAUUUGGUAUUAA